This is a messenger RNA of Mytilus californianus (California mussel), 17296 nucleotides long. Its product is annotated as multiple epidermal growth factor-like domains protein 8. Lineage: Eukaryota; Metazoa; Mollusca; Bivalvia; Mytilida; Mytilidae. The transcript has 33 exons. The record is from RefSeq and is a predicted model, not a curated record. Gene Ontology annotation, molecular function: calcium ion binding; protein binding. The coding region runs from base 181 to 8601 and encodes 2806 amino acids.
UUUUAGAAGACGAAAAACAUCUGAUUAGUGUUUAUUAUGUCAAAAUUUUCAGAUUUCGAAGAAACUAUAGAUAUUAGACAGCACCAGAUUACAGAAUCCAAAUUAUGAAGAUGUAGCAAACACACAUUUUCGGUCCCUCUUGCCAGGGAACUCCGAAAAUGAUAAAAUAGGGCUAAAAAGAUGGAGAUGCUGGGUUUUACGUUCUGCAUCUUUGUUUUGAGUUCAUUAUUAUUUUCGUGCAGUUCAAUCCGUCAAACUUGUACUGGCAGGGAAAUAUUCACAAAUACUAGUGGGACAAUAAGAGUUGGAAUAAAGAAUAAAUAUAGCAAUUAUUCCAGAUGUGAAUGGCUUAUUGAUGCUGGAUCUUCAGAGAAGUCUAUCUUGCUGGAGUUUUCCUCCAUGGAAACAGAAUGUUCCUACGAUUUUGUGAUGAUAUAUGAUGGAAAUUCCUUCAAUAGUACCACUUUGGCCACAUACUCUGGGAACACUUUACCCAAACCAGUUUUAGCAACAUCUGGUUAUAUGCUGGUAUAUUUGUUUAGUGACAGGAAUUAUAAUUUGGAAGGUUUUGUUGCUAACUAUACAAUACAAGAAUGCCCAUACAAUUGUAACCGCAAUGGUACAUGUGUCAACCAUGUUUGUCUCUGUGAUAAAGGAUUUAUUGGAGAAUUCUGUGAAAAACAAUUGUGUCCUGAUUCUUGUAACUCUCAUGGACAGUGUCAUCAAAAUGGCUGCCAUUGUGAUGAGGGCUACAUGGGAGAUGACUGCAGUUUGCCGAUUGAUCGACUGGAAGGUGAUGUUCGGUGGUACAGUUUAUCAAAAUCUAGUCAGAACUUUACUGCAAGAUUUGGACAUACUAGUGCAUUUAUCAAAAGUGUAAAUUGUAUAUAUGCUUAUGGAGGUUUUAGUCUUUAUCGUAUAUUAGAUGAUGUAGUGCGAUACUGUCUGAAUUCGAGUAUGUGGGAAAUUGCAAUAAAAUCAAAUCCAUGGCCUAGUGGGCGAAAAAACCAUGCGUCUGUGACAGUAGACGAUGGAUUUUAUAUCCUAGGGGGUGUUUUAGACAAUGGUUCAUAUUCAAACGAUUUGUGGUUUUAUGAUAUAUCUUCUGAAAAUUGGACACAAAAAGCCACAAAUAGUUCACUUCAACUAGAAAAAUUAAUGGACCACACGUUGACAUAUGCUAAUGGAUGGUUGUAUGUAAUAGGGGGUAAAAAGGAGGAUGGUUUAUUCUCGUCUGACAUUUUCCGCAUCAAUGAAACAGAAUGUGAAAGUUGGAAAAAAUUGAAAAUGUCAGGUGAUCGACGUCUCAGUCGAAUGGUGUCUGGUCACACUGCAGUCUUUCAUUCCGUUUCGAACACAAUCUUAGUGUAUGGUGGCUAUCGAUCGAAAUACUCUAAAUACGUUGUGCUUUCUGGUUAUGUGUAUGCAUUUAAUUUACAAUAUAAUGUGUGGUCUGUUAUAAAAAACCCACAAAUAGUAGAAGAACCGACUUAUAAACAACAGGAGAAUCAUAUUCCAAACAAACGAGCACACCAUACAUCUGUAAUUAUGGGUAAUUAUAUGGUCGUGUAUGGAGGUAAUAUACACAUUCAUCAAGAUCUUGAGACAUGUUAUGAUAAUGAGAUAUUCUUGUAUCAUCUUGGCUGUCAUCAGUGGGUCAAACAUCCAUUGUUUAUGAUAACUGAUACCCAUGGCAAGAGAAGAUUUGGUCAUUCAAGCAUAUCAGCCUUUGGUAAUAUAAUGUUUGUAAUAGGAGGGUACAGAGGGAGUGUACUUGGAGAUGUAACUGCAUUCAAGUUUCCACCUACAGUAGCCCCAGCAGAGACUGAGUUACAAGAAGAUACAGAUUAUUGCAAACAGUAUACAGAUGUACAUAAAUGUAUAGAUGAUAUAGAGUGUGUUUUGUGUACUGCUAGGAAGGACACAACUCGUACUGGUUGUGUACACAGGACAAGGAAAAGGGAAUGUGAUUCGAAUAAGAAACAAAUCUUAGUAGAUACACCAUGCCAAGGAAUUUGUUCAUCUCUACUGUCAUGUCAAUCAUGUUUAAGUCACGGACAAGGAAUUAACUUGAGGCCAUCAUCACCUAGCAACAGAGUAUAUCAGGAAGAAUGUUCUUGGUGUAUAAAAAGCUCAAGUUGUACACAGACAGUGGAUCCUGAAGAGCUUUGUCUGCCAGGAGAGGAAUUCAGUUCAGGAUUGGACGGUUGGUGGGGAGCAACCAAUCCAAGUUGGAAUUCUAUAGAUCAGUGUACAAACAAUGACAUUCCAGCAGGGAUACAGGUUAUGUACUACUAUCAGCCAGAUAACAUACUGCAACCAGAUCAAGUAUUGUUUAUGAAAUCCUUUGAUAUGCUUAUUGAAGAAAUAUUACCAUACCAUGGAAAUAUAGAUGAGACAGGAAAAUUAAUCACUGUUAGAAUAACUGGUUACAUAUAUCCCUUGGACGCCCCAUUGGUGUAUGGAAGCAAAAUAUUACAGUUGUAUUUAGCAGGAACAGGAGACAUUGUGGCCACAUUGAAUUUGAGCAAUGACAGUUCAGUCAAAAAUCAAGAAAUAGUCAUUCCCAAGUCGACCUAUAAAAUCACUUCGACAACAAACUUAGCCAAUCGAAACAGUGUAAAGUUGUUCCCAAAUACAACACGUGGACAUAAAUAUUAUGUGGCUGUGGAAGCAGAGAGGCAUAAAAAAGACGCGAAGGCCGCUCUUAGCUUGCAGUGGAAUAUCGAGGUCAGUGAAGAGGGUGAAAUGAGAGGUACCCACCAUCACAUGCAGAAUCUCCAUCCGAUAACCAUGGAAUUUUUAGAACCAUAUAACAGUGUCCAUUGUUCUAUACACAACAACUGUUUAGCUUGUAUGACAGAUGCUUCAUGUGCCUGGUGUUCAUCAUCGUCCACAUGCUUGUACAAGGGAAACAACUCUACAAACUGUAAUGGAACAUAUGCAGUAACACAUCCAGCACAGUGUGAUUUGUGCCAUGACUAUCCAGACUGUUAUUCCUGUGUUUCAGAUGAUUUGUGUGAAUGGAGUACAAAAUAUGAAAAGUGUAUUAGACGAGGACGAUACAUGAGAAAUUUACGACAAAUAUCUGAGUGUCCACAACCAUGUUAUCUAAGAAAAAAUUGCAACUCCUGUGUAGUUAAAGACAAGGAUGAAUGUUUCUGGUGUGAAAAUACAGGCGAGUGCUUUCCUUUUGCUCAUUACAUCUCUCACCAUAUGAGUGGUCAGUGCCAGGAAUGGGUGGACAGUGAUGACCUCCUACAUAACCAUACAUGUCGGGACUGUUCGGUAUACAAGUCAUGUGAUAACUGUUUGUCUCGAUAUGGAUGUGGAUGGUGCGGUAAUGUGGACAAUCGUAUGAUAGGAAAGUGUGUGGAUGGUGAUUUUUCAGGUCCAGCAUACAACCUGAACUGUUCUGUGAUUGUCGCUGAUUUAGGGAAAGAAAAGAACAUCACAGUGGAUGAUCCUGCUAUGUGGAUGUAUGACAAAUGUUUGGACGUGGAUGAGUGUGCUCAUGAUGUAUACAACUGUGAUGAGAAUGCAUCAUGUGUGAACACAGAGACAUCAUACACAUGUGUGUGUAACAAGGGGUUCAUACAGUAUGGAAAUCAGUGUAAAAAAACAUGUUAUUAUGAUUGCCUAUACGGUAAAUGUUCGGCUGAUUAUGAAUGUCAUUGUGACCUUGGUUACACAGGACCAGACUGUAGCACAGAUUGUCAAUGUAACAACCAAAGUAUCUGUACAAAAGGUGUUGGAAAAUGUGAUUCAUGUCAAAACAACACAAAUGGUAGCCAUUGUCAAUUUUGUUUACAUGGUUAUUAUGGGAUACCAUCAAAAGGUUGUAAGGCUUGCCACUGUAAUGGUCAUGCAGAAACAUCCCGUGGUCAGUGUAGUUAUGUGACAGGAGAGUGCUUCUGUACUCAUAAUACAGAGGGAGAACAUUGUGAACGGUGCCAAGAAGGUUACUAUGGAGACCCAAGGAAUGGUGGCAAAUGCUUCAGAAACUGUGACAACAGAGUAAUUCUAAACCAGAAGUCAGGGUCACUUGGUUCAUUCCAUGGUACAGGGGUCACUAGUACAAGAAAGCAUUGUGUAUGGAUUAUUUCAGAAAUAGAUAUAGACAAAGUAGAAAUCGAGGAGCCAAUAUAUGAUACUUCUGAGAUUUCAAUAACAUUUACAAUUGACAACAUUGUAACCGAAUGCGGUCGGGAACAUGUCUAUGUGUAUGAGGGGAUUCCCAGCUUUAUAUAUGGCCAUAAUUCACCUGACACAGACACAGGACUUUUGGCAUCUUUCUGUGGAUCUGAGACUCCAAAAUCUGUCACAGUUAGGUCCAAAGUGAUUACAGUCUUUUUUGAGACUGGUGUAUACAACCAUCCUAUCUGGAUGUUGACAGCAGAUAUCUUAACCUUUGCAGGCAGUACAGCAUGGCAUAAAGAAUUGAUUGUGCCAGGAUUUAAUGCCAGUUAUCAAGUGAAUGAUUGUGGUCUCAGCUGUAGGUACCAGCUUAGGUUACAGAAUCCAGUCUGCCAAGGAAACAAAUGUAUCUGUGAUGCAGGGUUUGAGGGGGAUGAAUGUCGCAAGUUUGUCUGUUCACCAGGAUGUUUGUUUAACCAGGAUUCCCAAUCAUGUCAUUGUAACUCAUCAUUAGGGCCAGUGGAGAUUUUCCCAUGGUACACUGUGUUCCAACCUUACACCAGAUUGCCUGAAGACAUAUCCCGGAGCAGAUACGGCCACACCCUUGUUGCAUGCGGGAGUGACAGUAUGUACAUGUUUGGCGGGUACUCCCUGAGACAUGGACUGCUGAAUGAUGUGUGGAUGUUUAAUCUGACGACUAAUAAAUGGACCCAAAUCGUUCCAUUCACUACAACUGAGCCCACUGGAAGAUAUUACCACACAGCAGUCUAUUUAGAUUAUCUAAAGACAAUGUAUGUGUUUGGAGGUUUUGUAAGAAGAGGAAAUAAUGUUGAAGCUACAAAUGAAAUGUGGAAGUUUGCUAUUGGUGCUCACAAGUGGACACUAGAGGUAUCAUCAGAGGUAUAUCCUGUUGCUGGACAUACAAUGACAAAGAUAGGGGAUGCAAAACUACUUGUGAUUGGUGGAUUUUCAAGAACAAGUUACUUCUCAGAGAACAUGUAUGAAUAUGAUGCUACUAUAUCUACUUGGAGAGUCUAUACACAUAGAGACCUAAUAGGAGCUCCAAUAGGAUUGUAUGGUCAUACUGCUGUCCACCAUGAGGAAACCCAAUCUAUUUAUAUAUAUGGAGGAAUACUAUACAGAUCUCCAAGAGUUAAUCUGUCAGAAUCUCCUAGAGUGGUUCUGUCUGAUGAGUUAUAUGCAUUUGAUUUAGUCAGCAAACGUUGGAAUAACCUGCAGUCAACUAAAAGUUCAGAAGAAGAAGGGAAAGACAAGAGGAUAUUCCACACAGCAGUUGAUGUUGGGAAGUAUAUGGUCAUAUUUGGUGGUCAGUCUGAUGACCAACAACUAAGUGACAAGGUCCUGAUUUACCAUUACUUGUGUAAUGAUUGGCAUUCCUUUCAGUUCAAAGAAGUCCAAGAAGAUGCUCCUAUAAGCAUAAGGGUGUCAGCUGCAUCUGUUGCCAUAGAAACCAGUGUUUACAUCAUGGGUGGUUAUAGUGGUGAAGUUCAUAGUGGGAUGAUCAAAGUAACACUGCCAAUAGACCGGUGUCGACUAAUUAAGGAUGAGCAUGAGUGUGUUAGAUCUUCCACUGGAUGUAAAGCAUGUAUUAUCUCCAGUCCAGAUGGGAGCAAUGUCACAUCCUGUUAUUCAGCUCACAUCCAUAAAUUUUUGCCAUAUGAAUGUUUUGGCCAAACACUGUUACAAGGUAAAGGAGAAUGUGAUAAGAAUUGGCAUUUAAGGAGGGAUUGUGAUGGAUAUACAACAUGUGAUUCAUGUUUAGCUGUGUUCCCAUACUUCAAGGAUAUAAGACAGAUAUGCAAAUGGUGCUCGAAUUGUGGAGAGAACAAAUGUGUAAAAGUUGGUCGUAAAUGUACCGGUCAGACUUGUAUAAAUCACCUGAGUUCAUCACCAGUUGGGGAAUCACACUGGUGUGGAAUAUUUGAAUGUGGAACCAGUACCUGUGAAAGAUGUAAAGCUCUGAAAUGUGAAUGGACCAGUACAAAAGGAUAUAAUGAAGAAGAAAAUUGGUAUUGCAGACGUAACGUUUCCCCUAACAUUACUGUAUGUCCUGCACCAUGCCAGUCCAAUGCUAACUGCCAGUCAUGCAUUAGAAGUGUAGGAGCAGAAGCUGGGUCUGGGAAGUGUGUAUGGAGUCAUGCUCUACAGGAAUGUAUGUCUGAAGCUUACAAACCACUUAGGUGUUCUCAAGGCAACUGUGGUUUACUGAUUGACUCUUCUACAACUGAGUGUUUAAGACCCUGUCAUGAGUUCAGACAGUGUUCAAAUUGUCUGAGAGCUCCAGGAUGUGGAUGGUGUGCUGGAAACAAUGGCAUGGGAUUAUGUAUGCCUGGAGGAAUGAAAGGUCCGACUGGUGGUGUCUGUAAUCCAGGAGAUAUCAGGAACUUUCAAUCUGAUUCACCAAUGAACCAGUACCACUGGUCAAUAGUUGAGCCGAUUUGGUCCUAUAUUAGCUGUCCACCAGAAAAUGAAUGUAUCAAUGGCCACCAUACGUGUAACAAUAUAACUCAGGACUGUUUUGACACACUGAAGGGAUUCAACUGUUCAUGUAAAAAAGGAUACAGGGAAGACUCUAAUACCAAAGAAUGUAUCCCAGUAUGUCAUCAAGGUUGUCAACAUGGAGUAUGUGUCAGGCCAGAUAAAUGUGACUGCAGUUUUGGAUUUGUUGGCCAAAAUUGUACGGUAGAAUGCGAGUGCCAUAAAUACAGUGAAUGUGAAAGUGUGGAAAAGACAAAACAUUGUUUACUUUGUCAUAACAACACACAGGGAGCUCAAUGUGAACAUUGCAAGUUGUGGUUCGUUGGAAGUCCAAAGCUGAAUCAACCUUGUAAAUCCUGUUUCAGUGUCUGCAAUAAUCAUACAAAUAGAUGUUCUUCUGUCAAAGACUUUAAGAAACUGAAUGCCAGUACAAUUUAUUCUACUUACGACUAUCAUAGAGUGAUCAGGGAUUUCAAUCCUAAUGGUCCAAUAAGUGAUCCAGUAUGUAUACGAUGUCAGAACAACACAGAAGGUAGAAAGUGUGACGGCUGUCAGUCGGGCUACUUCAGACAUAAAGGAAUGACCAAGUUUGAUGCUUGUAUCAAAUGUCAGUGUCAUGGCCAUAGUCAUUUUUGUGAUAAUAUGACAGGAGAAUGUCGUCCAUGCAGAAACAAUACACGAACACGCUGCUCCAGUGAUGAAAAUGACUCGCCAGAUACAUGCUGGAAAAAACAGUGUGCAGUGUGUGAAGAAUACUUUCAAGGUCAUCCAGUCCAUGACCACCAAUGUUACCGUCAGAUGAAUGUUGAUAGAGAAUAUUGCCUUGAUCCAGAAACACAGAAUGAAUGUAGCCAGAAUACUCAUCCUUUGAUGCAAGGACGAUCUGUAUUCUUUGCAGUACAACCACGAUACCUCAAUGUAGACAUUCGUAUAACUAUAGAUGUUCUCAAGGGAGGAGCAGAUGUUUUCUUUUCCUCAAGUGACCAGACUUUCACUGUGAAGGACAACAAAGAGAAUGGAGUUCAUAUUUUAGAACUUGACAGUGACCUUCACAUUAGAGGUGGAAGCUCACAGCGAUGGUCAUAUCCAGUCAAUAAAAGGAGCUUAGAUAACUAUAAUAUCCACAUUCACAAUAUAAUGACUAACUUGGCAGAAUCAAAACCUCUGGACAAGAGGAGCGUUCAAAAUAGUACGUCAGGAGUCACUCAUGAACUUCUAGAGAUACAUGCCAAGAACUUUCAUACAUACCAUACUGUUACUCAAACAAAUACCAUUUUACGUGUGAAAAAUGUGGAAUCUCGAUUAGUGAUUACUUUACCAGUUCACAGUCAUAAUUUAAAAUUUGCUAGAUUUUAUAUCAUCAUGUAUGGAGUAGGUAGUAAAUACUCAAACAAUACAUUUGGAAACUUAUAUUUCAGACAGGAUCAACCACACAUAGAUUUAUUUGUCUUCUUUUCCGUCUUUUUCUCAAGUUUCUUCCUGUUUUUAGCAGUUUGCGUCUUGUUAUGGAAGAUGAAACAAGCAGUUGAUACACAACGUAGUCGACAGCAACGUGCAAAAGAAAUGAUGCAUAUGGCUUCCAGACCUUUCUCUAAAGUUCUUGUGUAUAUUGAACCUGAACCAAUCAUAAUGUCAUCAACUCCUGUCUUGAGGAGACCGAAACUUCCAAAAAUACCGCACAGAAAUGUGCCAAUCAUGGGACUUACUCCAGUAGAUUUAUUACCACCUAUUAUUCAUACAACAAUGACUGUUAAAGAAAAAGUGCCAUUUGAUGUGAUUCCAAUAGCAGUUGAACCUAUUAUUAGUGGUUCGGCAGCGAUAAGAACAGUUGUAAUUCAGCUUCCUGGGGGACCACAUGCUACAUCAAAACUUUGUAUAGGCUCAACAUUGACAUCUAAUUAUAGACCUGCAAAUAAUAAUCCUAAAGGUAAUACAAGGAGAAGACCUAGUUCUACUCAAUGUUGAUUAUAAAAAAAAAAUGCAGAUUCCUAUAGUGUUCCAUAGAUGGAGGCAAGCUCAGCUUAUGCUGUCAUGGUAUAAUCUUUUCAACCGGUAAACUGUAUUACACACCCAUGUAUGUAGGUCAAAUACGAUGUUAUUUUGAUGGGAUAUAAUCAAAUAGAACUGCUUUAAAAAUAGGGAUAUAAGAUAUAAUUUACAUCAGGUUGAUAAAUUAUUAUUAAAAAAAAGAUAUACUGUGGAUUAAUUUUUAUUCGAGGUAUACCAAUUUUCGUGGGUUUCGUGGGUCACAGAGAACCAUGAAUUUAAGAAUUCAACGAAGAAUAAUCCCGAGAAAUGUGUAUGGAGUCGGAUGUUCAUUUUCGGUUAUGUUAUGCAGUUCUAGUAUAGUGUUGACUAGCUAUAAACAUUAUAACAUAACACGUGUUUUUAUUGAAAGGAGAUACAAGUAUUUUGAUUAAAUCAAUAAUAAAUAUAUCGAAUAUCAGUGAUAAUUUACUUUUUAAAAUUGAUUAAAACUGUUCAUGGAAAAUAACUGCAAGUUGUUAAUUACCGUGUCAUAGUUUGGUUUACUGGUGAUUAAAAAUCAAUAGGCUUAAGUACAGGGAUAUUGCCCGUAGGUAAUAUUGUUUUUGACAGGAACAUUUAUUUUCAGACCUUUUACUUAUAUGACUGUUUAUUAUAUCGUGAUUAGGGAAAUGAGCUUUCAAUCAUAGAGUUUUAAAUGCCUUAUAAAAUUCCGACAAGAAUUUAUAAAUUGUAAAACAAACAAAUAAUUAGUUGUCUCUGUCCAUUAUUGUAAUAGAAGUUUUCAAUGAACACUUUAACCUAGAAUGACCAAGCGAGGAUUUUGACAAUUCAAAACUUUUUCAAUGAAUUCCUUCUUUUUUGUUUUUUUUAUUAUUGAUCAAACUAAGGAGGUUAUAUGAUCUCCUAAAUCAAAAAGAAAUCACUGAAUUACGAAUCUGAAUUUAUUUUUUUUUGUAAUCAGCGAUCCACGAAUUUACGUAUACCACGAAACGUCUUUUUUUCUCUAUCCACGAAAAUUGAUACCCACGAAAAUAAACGAAUCCACAGUAUGUAUUAAUAUGAUUAAGAAAUUUGAUUCAUUUUGUUGAACCAAAACAUAAAUUGAUUUCAAUGCAAUCCAUGUCUUUGCCUUGUAAGAAUGCUGAUGUAUGUGUUUAUUGUAAUUUGGGCAUUUACUUUUCAUGUAACAGGCUACAUAAAGUUAUAAAGCAAUGUGGUAUGUAACAUCAGUUUUGAUUGGACAGUGUCAAAAUUGGAGGAUGUUAAACCGAUGAUUUACUUUCCUGAAUAUUACACAUAACCACAGAUUAGGAGAUAAGACAAUUUAAGUAUCAUUAGUAAACAUUUUACAAGAUUAUAGUCUAUUUAGUUGGUGCUUGACAAUUUUCUAAUGUGUUAUGUUAUUUUCACACAAAACUAUUUUGAUAAAAAAAAUCCUAAAAGUAAAUACAGGCCAUGAUUUUUGGAAUAAAUGACAGAAAAAAAUCAGCUCGUUCUUAAACAAUUUGAUGACCCAUUUCAGAGAAGUGCAAUGUUCUUAGUCUUUAUAAAAGGAUAAUUUUGGUAUUAAUUUUUUUGUAUGGAAAUGUUUUGAAAUGCAUUAAGCAAUAGCAUCUUUUUUCUGCUUCAAAUAUUAAAAGCUUAUAAAUCAAUGUCAUAAUCUAUAGCUAUUACACUAGCUUUCAUGACAUGAAGAACUUGGUGAAUGUGAAUAUUUGGAAUAUGUUCUUUGGUCGGGUUGCUGUCUCUUUGACACAUUCCCCAUUUCUAUUCUCAAUUUUAUAUGCAUUUCAGGUGAAAGAUUUUAAUAUUAUAAGAAAAAAUUUUGACACUGACUAAUCAAUUUUUUUUUCAUUGAUGGAAAAUGUAGUUCGAAGAAUCUAAAAAUUCAACAAAUAUGAAAUGUUGUGUAGCCUUCAUACACCUUUAUAUUCGUUAGUGUGUGUGAUUUAAACAAGUGCAAAUGGUCAAAUCAAAACUUAUUUUACCUUGAAAUAAUGUAAACCUACUUAUAUUUCAUAUCUAUCUACCUCUCUGAUCAGUAUAUAUAAAAAAAAUUCCUCAAUUGCUAGUUAAUAGUAAAAUACAUUGUAUUCAGAAUUGCCAGUAAAUUUUAGAAUUAUAACUGAUAGCUUUAGUUUGGAUUUGAUUAGCAUAUUCAUACUUUUUAUAAUGUUAAGGAUGUACUGAGGCGAAAUUAAAAAAAUCUAGAAUUUAAAAUUGAUAGUCAGAAGAGCAUAAGUUGAGGAACAAAAUCAGCUAAGAAUAUUAAUAGGUUAUGGAGGUCCUUUUCGAGAUAUUCAAUUGUUAAAAAAUGGUGGGAAAAGCCUGACUCGGACUUUUACCUUAUAUUUGUAUUGGUAUUAUUUGGGUCUCAAAUCGAAAGAAAAGAAAUCAAGAAUCUGCUUAAAUUUUGUUAAAUGACCUUUUAUGAGCUAUUGAAGUCUUAUAUGAAAAGAAAAAUGGGUGUUAUGGGGCAAAAUAUUUUACCUUUAUCGUAGGAAAAAAACCAAGGAGUUCGAAUAUCUGACAAAAUUCCUAAACCUGACCUAAGUACAUCCUUAAAUUUUUUUUUUAAUUUAAAUGAGAGGAAAUUGUGGGUAUAAACCUGUGGGAUGAAAGAUUUUUCUUGCAAUGAAUGUUUUACAGGAAACUAGGUUAUACUUUUAGUUUCUAUGAAUGCAUUGCUUUUUUCCAGUAUACUGUAAACCAACUUAUUUUCGAGAGUGAUUUAUUUUUUGGCGAGUAGAGAAAUAAUGUGAAUGUAAAUCGUCGCGAAUGCAUAAAACUUUCACAUUUCCUUAUAAAAUGCAUCUAGAAAAUUAGGAAAUCAUUAGAACCGAUCGCCCUGAGGUCAACUAGAAACGGCUAAACGUGAAAUGAAGUAUCAGCGGAAAUAUGUUGGUGUACAGUUUUUUAGAUGAACAUUUCUAGUCACAUAUAUUUUGUUGAAUCCAGUAUUAAAGAGAUCUCAUGUUGAUGUAUUUCUUAAGAAAUAUCCACAUGCUGUCAGACAUUUUCAGUAAGUUGGAAAAUGUAAUGUUGUGUUCCAGAAAUUUAAUCUGUUUAAAUUGGCAUCAUUCUAGAUCUGAAUUUAUGUAAUUCUGUCUUGGUUGAAUGUAAGACAAAUUUUAUUCAUUAUUUGAAAGGAUAGACUGGGUAAUGGGAGAUUUAAGAAAAAUGACAGGAAGAGAGAAUGUAAACAAAGACUUAGAGCUAUUUUCCUAAUGCUUGUAGUUUCAAGGUUUGGUUGGCUUGCUUGCUUUGUUUGUAUAAAUGUUUGCUCAAGCAUUGUAAUUAAGAUUGACAUCAGCUAUCAAUAGAUAGGCGGGGCUUCAUCUUGCAUACAUUAUAUUUAACAUCCAAUAACAUUUAAGAAUAAUGUAUACAAACUGAAGCCCCGCCUAUUUGUUGAUUGCAGAUGUCAAUCUUAAUUACAAUGCUUGAGCAAACAUUUAUACAAACAAAGCAAGCAAGCAAGCCAACCAAACCUUUAAACUACAAGCUUUAAGAAAAUAGCUCUAAGUGAGAGAAGGAGAAAAUGUAGAGAGAAUGGUACCCUGUCUAUCUCUCCUCAUUUACAAAAUCAAUCUGAAAUUUCUAUGAACAAGGGAUCUAUGUUUGUCUUUUGAUUGUCAGAACCCAUAUACAUGUUAUUUAUAUCUAUCAUUUGAAUUUAUUUUGUAAUAUUUUGUGUUGACAUGCUAUACAUUGUAAAUAUUUGUAGAGAAUAUAAACUUAUAGCUUUAUCAUUUAUUCAUGUACCACAUUUAUAGCAUUAGAAAUCUGAUUGUCAUAAAUCAAACAUUUUAUUCAUUUUUCACAAUGGCAUUAUUUCAUUUGUUAUAUGAUUAAAUAUUUGUUGCUUGUUAUAAUUAUAUCUUAAAUUGUACAUAUUGUUUAUCAUUGCCAUAAUGUUAUGAUUUAGUAAGUUUUAAUGAGUUAUAUAUUAACUUCGAGAAAUAUUUGUUAUAUAUUGUAUUAUUUUUUAUGUUGAUAUUUAGGCUACCUGUAUAUAACAAAGUAAACCAGAUUAAACUAGUAACAUAUCCUUAGGGAAUGAGGAAGUCUCAGCAUUAUGCAGAAGAUAUUAAGAAAGAAAAUAUAUUUGUGAUAAUAAAACCUAGGGAAUAUAAUAGUAUACUCACUCACACUUCAACUAAAACGACAGAUUUUAAUAUUUUCAAACAUACUUUAUAGAUUUUCUUUUUAGAUAAUGCUGCUGCUUGCAUUGAACAAAAAUGUUGAUUUUACAAGUUUUUGAUAAAAACAGAAUUCUGUAAAUGACCUUGGUGACCCUUUUUUAUUGCCUGAACUUAAAAUACUCCCCAAAAAAUUCCUGUUAAAUUCAAUGUUCAAAUUUCUUCCAUUUGGCUUUUGAUUCUUUUAAAAACUGAUUUCAAUUAGAAAGCCUCUUAUGAGGGUCUGGAUGGGGUUUAUAGAAUAGAGAAUAAAUGGAUCAAUACUGCAGAAAAAUAGGCCAAAAGAAAUAAAAAAUAGAGAAAAAUAGGCAACCAUAAAAAGAAUAGAUGAUAAUGGGAUGCUAAAAUAUAAAGAAUAUAGACAAAUGGACAAAAAUUAUGAAGAAUAGAGAAAAAUGGCUUUAAAAAAAUAAAUAAUACAUUAUUGAUUGCCCCAUCCAGACUCUCACUUAUCUAGCACCAUUUGCUUUGUCACUUGUAUAUUGAGUCUUCUAAAUAUCACAAUGAAAAUAUGGUAUCAUUUUAAAAAAUCCCAACUCUGCAUAUUUAAUAUCUACUCAUGAUUGUGGUUUUUUCUUCUUGAGAAACAACUUCAAAUUACAAUUUUUAAGAUCAAUUUGGUGAAUGUUUUGUCUUAUGCAAUAACGUAAUUGAUUUAACGUUAUACUAGAUUCAUAGAUUGUGAUAAUUUAUCAUUGUUUUAGUUGGGUCAUAGUCUUAACUUUAUUAUUGUCAAUAUUAAGAUUACUUGCAAAAACCAGACAAUCAUGUCCUAGAUUUUAGAUAAAUAUAAAAGCUAGUGUCUCUGCUUAAUUUUAUUAUCCAUAAAUGAGAUCUAUUUAUAUUUAUUUUGUUUGCCAAGUAAAGUUGAAAUAUAUUUAUAUACUUGUGCCAGGUAAUGCAUUUAUUAGAAAGAAAUAAUCGAAGAAGAAUGAAUUGAUUUAAAAAGAAAAUUAUCAUAGAAAUGCUAACAAUGUUUUAAAUCAGGUGUGGUUGGUUGAGGAAGCCUUAGGUCAUAAUAAAGAUAUUCCUAGAUUCUGAUCAAACCAAUACAAUAAAAGAAUUAUAGUGGGAAUGCAUUUUUCAUUAUAUUUCUUGACUAUCUGAAAAAAAAACUUUCAAUUUGUAGAGAAACAUUUAAUCUUUUUAGUAAAAAAAAAAAAUGAAACCUAAUAAUUAUUGCGACUUUUUUAUAAUGCAAUAUAUGAAAUUAACAGAAAAAUAAAGCUAGAUGUGAGUUCUAAAUUUUGAGAUACAAGCAUCUGAACUAUUUUGAUUUUUUUUAGAUAUUUAUGGAUUUUUGAUAUGAAAAAUAUUUAUAGAAAUGAAUGUUAAAAAUAAUGAAAAAUAUUUAUAGGAAGAAUGUUGAAAAUAAAAACAUCAAGAAAUUCCAAAUAUUUGACAAAAAAAAUUUGAGAUAAUUUUUUUCAAAAGUAUUUAGAAAUACACUGGGCAAAAUUGUAUACUGCAUAGCAUAUGCAAUUAAAAAAAAGUGGGGGAGGGGGGGGUGUUAACCACUCCUGUACAAUUCUUAAACUCUAUUUUGACCACUAGAUUUAUUUUUGUCUACUUAUGUUGCAGUUUUCUUGACAUUCAACUCCAUAUCUUCCUAUAUUCAUUUAAGGGUGGUUCCCAAAUGUACAUGAUGCAGGUCAUAAUCUAGGGAUUAUUUUUUAUUUGAUCUCAUCGAUCCAAGUUGUACAAUAAUCAGUAAUGAUAAAAUUUAUUUAAUAAACAUGAUAAAAUAUUUUACCUUAAACAUCAUCUUUUAUGAAAUAACGAUUAAAAGAUGUAGAAUUAUGUCGGAAUAUAUAACUGUAUAUCUAAUGUAAACAAUGAUUUAAGUACUUAAACGUGAUCUAUAUUCGUUUCAUCAAAUAUUAAUGAUAUAUUAAAAAGAUUGAAAAGUAUACGGGAAGUAACUGAAAAUUUGAACAGUACAACAGACCACCCCUGUCACCAAAUUAGCAUAAGGUACAUUAGUAUUCUAAAUGAGGCAUUUGAUUUGUGUGAUGUUUUUACUAUCUCUGGUGUUAGAAAAUAGACGAGAAAUAAAACUUUUGAUCUCCUAUUUGAAUAAAUAAUUUAAGUUUCGAUAAUAUUUAGAUUAAAACAUUCUUUAUUGACCAUUUAUUGACAUCUAAAAAUCUUCUGUUUCUUCAAGUUGAUGUUUCAUUGACAAAAACCAAAGAUGAACUUUUAUUCAUGUUUUUCACCAAAUAUCCAUAUUAAUCCCUUGCUUAAAAGACUUGAUUUGUUAUAUAUAAGUACUAGAUUGCAUUUAUGGAUGUUUUGCUAAUAAAAUCAUUUUUGUAUUUAAUGAAUUUUGAAGUUUCACAGUUUGGACAAAAUUCCCGGAUUCAAGAAAAAAAAUUAUGCUGGAAGAUAAUAUCAAAAGAAAUCCAACCAUUUCUUAGAAGUAGUGGUGAAAAAUGAUAAUAGGUAAUUUGUGGCAACUAUGGGUGUUGUUGUCGUUAUGUUACAAUUCAUCCCUUAGCAUGUUCAUAUUUCUCGCACCAAGGCCUGAUUAUCAAAAUUAUUGGAAUCUGUACUUAUUAAUAUUUCACAUUUAAAGGAAAAAAAAUCUUGAUAUUAAAUUGUAUAAACUCAUGGAGCAGCUAAGUUUUAAAAUUGAUGAUUUGCCUGGACUAAAGCAUUUGUAUCUUUGCUGAAACAAUGUCAUUAUAAAAAAAAAUGCUGAUGAAUUUGUUUGUCAAAGAAUUUCUUAGGACUUUGACACAUUGUGCUAUUGAAAAAUAAAUUAUAAGAGAACAGUUAGUUUCAAUUUUUCAUUAUGAAUCAUCUUCUCAUGUGAUAUUACAUUAUAAAUAUUUUGUCAACUCUACAAGUAUUUAAUCAGGAUAUACAUGUUUGUCUGUGUCAGUAUUAUUGCUUUUUGAUUGUCCUUGUGAAUGCUCCAAAUAAUCUAGAAGUUAAUAGUUUCCUGUAACUAUUGUUGUACAUUUUGAUAUUUAAAAAAUAGAUCUGAUUACUGUGGUGUAUUUUAAUACAAUCACAGGAAUUUUUACUGAAAAAAGGAAAGAAGUGAAAUGAUGUGGGCUAAUACUAAAUUUAACAGAAUGGAAUUGCAUUUAAGAUGGAGGAAGAUAUGGAUUUUUAAAUGCAAAUAUUUUCUUAAAUGGGCCCAGUACUUUUAGUCAUGACAUUAAAGGUUUUUCACUUUUUGACAGGAUUUUUUAAAAUAAAAUCGGUUAUUGAUUUGGGGAUGUACAGCGGGCAGGUGGGUGGUGGGGCGGCUGCCAAACAGUGUCCGUUCAUUAAAAUGAAAACGCUUUGACAAUUUUCAAAUUUAGAUAUGUUGUUUCCUGUGACUAAAUGAAGGUCAAGUUUAAUUUUCACGAUUUUAGCUGUUCCCGUUCUUGAGUUGUAGACCUUUCAGUAUAUUGAUUGAUUUUUAUUAGGUGAAUUUGAGUUAUUAUCCUUUGAAUAGAAAUUAAUAAUUAACUAUGUCAUUUGGUCUCUUGUUUAUUUUGAGUGAUUUCCCUUUGAACAGAAAUUAAUUAAUAAGUAUUUCAUCAAAAAUUAAAUUCUUGGGCUUCUUUGAUAUGCUGAUUCUAACAAUGUUCUUAGAUUUUGGAUAUUGGACCAUAAUAGGUAAAUGCCCAAUUUCAAAUUUUUCAGUUCUUUGACCACAUUUAUUUUGUGUCACAAACCUAUGCUGUGUCAAAUAUUCAAUCACAAUCCCAAUUCAGAGCUGUUUUAAGCUGAAAAGGUUGUGUUCAUACUUGCUCAACUGUUCAGGAUUCAACCUCUGCAGGAAAAUCCGUUUGCUGUCACUCUGACAGCCUCUUGUUAAUUUUAAUAUAUUUUUUUCCCCCAGCAAAAUCAAGUUUCAAGUCAAAUGGAAAUGUGAUGCUAUGGGUGGUUGGGGUCUUAAAAAAAGUGUUUCCCAUGCCUUUUUCUUUUCCCCAUGUGUUUGAUUCUGUAACUGACUUUAUGAAUAUUCAUUUACAAAACCUAGGCCUUAAUCAAUGAUAUAGUGUAAUAUCAUUAUUAAAUAGGCCAUCUUUCCUUUUCAUUUUUGGUACCAGAAUAUGUAUGCUUUUGUGCAGCAACAAACCUUAGUUAAAACCAAAAUAGUGCUUACCCUUUAAGAGAGAGUUAAAAUUGUUAUCAAAUAAGUUUUAAUAACUGCAUUACUUUGAUUUUUAAUUCAUAGUUCUAUUUGUUUCAGAAACUCAGAAUAAAUGAAACAAUGCAACAACAUGUUGGCCUUAUUAAGGGUUUAUCCUACUGCUCUAGUAAAUUUAGCAAUAACCUUUGAACUAUGUUAUUUAUAGAAUUAUACUCUCAGAUUAUUGUCUUGUUGUAAAUUAUUUUAUGUGAUAUUAAGAUGGUCACACGAUUUCAUAUUGAUAUAAAUGUAUUGCAUGUAAUAUUUUGCAAUUAUUUGUGUGAUGGUCAAUUUAUCAUGCACAUCACAAUGCAAUAAAUCAUUUGAUAUAAUA